This is a messenger RNA of Diutina rugosa, 900 nucleotides long. RefSeq lists its product as uncharacterized. The record is from RefSeq and is a predicted model, not a curated record. Bases 1 to 900 code for a protein of 299 amino acids. The transcript has a single exon. Lineage: Eukaryota; Fungi; Ascomycota; Pichiomycetes; Serinales; Debaryomycetaceae.
AUGCCUGUUAGCGACAUCAGCACCCCGCGAGAGUUCGACGCUGCCGUCGCCCGCCACCGCUUCCUCAUGGUCAACUUCACCAUGGCCGGGUGCCAGCCGUGCGCCAUGGUGAAGCCCACCAUCGACCUGCUCAGCGACUCGCCCAAGUACCUGGCGGUGGGGUUCGUCAGGGUCGACAUCAACGCCAACGCGCCGGUGGCGGCGCGGUACGCCAUCGCCGCCGCCCCGCUGUUUGUGUUUUUGAAGCUGGGACAAGAGGUGAAACGGGUUACCGGUGGCAAUCUCCAGGCGAUCGUCGCAGAGUUGGACCGGCUUCAGGCGCAGGCCGCAUUAAGUGGUGCCAGCGCCAAAAUUGAAUUUAAAACGGAUGCUCUCAAACAGGGGUACGAUCUGCUUAACCCCCUAAUUGAUUUCCAAGGGUUUGAAGCGUUAAAUGUCCAGGGACUGGCGAAACUGGUGUUUAAGGCCAAUACUCCCGCCAAGGGAGUGUGGCUGGACGCUGAUUCUCAGCUUAUGUUCUACGUGCCGUUGAUGAACGUCAGCAAAGUGCACCUGAUCCUCAUCAAGGCUCGUUCCGGGGUGGUGGUCGAUGAAACCGAUGGUGAAACCGCGCAACGCCCGUCUCGAGUGAAGGUGUGGCCCAACUUACCCCUGCCGCUCCUGUUUGACGAUGCCGAAUCCGACCAUAACCCCGCUCACGGCCAACUGAUUGAAUUCAGUGAUGGCAGUGACUGGGUCGAAGUUAAGCUCAAAUUCGUCCGUUUCCAAAAAGUCCAACUGCUCUGCGUGUUUUUAGAUGGUGACGAUGAGGAUACGCCUACUUUAGUGGACCAGAUCGUCGUGGUGGGCGUACUGGGCGACCUGACAGAGGUGGCCAAAUUACCCCGGGACGGGCAAUAA